Molecule: messenger RNA, 2103 nt
Organism: Anopheles funestus (African malaria mosquito)
Lineage: Eukaryota; Metazoa; Arthropoda; Insecta; Diptera; Culicidae
Gene: Rtnl1
Product: reticulon-3-B
Exons: 6
Coding region: 61-1266 (401 amino acids)
Source: RefSeq, a predicted model, not a curated record
UGUGCGAGCCGAGCUCUUGGAUAGUGAGAACAGUUUGAUCCGUACACGAAAGAAAGAAAUAUGCAAAGUUUAAACAUGGACAACUUCCAAGAAAAAUGUGAAAAUUCUCUGCUAGAUCUAAGCUUCGAAAAUAUUGGUUCAGCGCUUGCCACAGAAAGUACGGUAGAUAACAAAUUUGGAAAGGAUGAAAAUAGUGCAGAUUUACUGUUCUCCUAUACGGCCGAACCAGAAGCAAAAUCAAAGGAUGGUGAUGUUUUCGAUGAGUGCAUGCCCAUGGCCAACAGCACUUACAGCAAUGAACUGUUGAGCGAUAAGGACGAACCGUUUUCGGUAGUGGAGCAAAUUCCUGCACCAUCCCAAAACUCUACGAACGAGCUGAACAAUGCAGAGUUAAAGGAUGAAGUUGAGAGUGACUACAUGAAUCCUUACGCAAACGUACGGCCACAGAAGGAGGAAAAACCCAGUCUCUUCGACGAGUCAGCUGCUGCACCUUUUUCUGAUGUUCAGCCGGAUUUGCAACCGGAACCAGAAAAAAACAUAACUCCAGCAUGCGAUGUUCCACACACAUCCGACAGUGUAGCUGCCAAAGUUGGAGCCGAAGCUUCUAAUGAAUGCAUAAAGAUUGAACAAAUGUUUAAGGACUAUGGAUUGGAUACUUGGUUUAAUCCAGCAAGACUACACCCCAAAGUGGAAUCUCUCAUUUACUGGCGUGAUAUAAAGAAGUCAGCAGUGGUUUUCGGUGGCGGACUUGCCAUUUUGCUGGCCAUGUCUCUCUUCUCGCUGAUCAGCGUAUUUUCAUACCUAUCGUUGCUGCUGUUGUUCGGAACGAUUUCUUUUCGGAUUUACAAGAACGUACUGCAGGCCGUUCAGAAAACUGCUGAGGGUCACCCAUUCAAGGAUUAUUUGGAAAUGGAUCUUACCCUGUCGCAGGAGAAGGUCCAGCAAUUGGCUACCUUUGCAGUGGCUCACGUGAAUGCAUUAUUGACCGGAUUGCGGCGCCUGUUUUUGGUAGAGGAUCUUGUAGAUUCGAUCAAGUUUGGUGUUCUGCUGUACUGGUUGACAUAUGUUGGAGCGAUCUUCAACGGUAUUACAUGCGUCAUGAUUGGAUUCGUCGCUUUGUUCACCUUGCCAAAAGUAUAUGAAAACAACAAACAGUCGAUUGACACUCACAUAGAGAUAGUUCGAAGCAAAAUUCAGGAAAUUACCGAAAAGGUAAAAGCCGCUGUACCACUGGGCAAGAAGACGGAAACCGAGAAAACCAAGUAAAGACGUACUUUUUCAAACGCGGUUCAAAGGCACAAGCGAGCCAUCGGUUAGAGAAGAAGAAAAACUUGCUAAACCAGGAUAUUAUUAGCAUUCGACUAUUUGCUGUUGUUUGUCAUUUGCUUUCGAAGUUUUACGCAAACCUUUACGUUUGAAUCUGCUUUGUAAUGCCAUCAUCCUGAAGAGUGUGUUACGUGAAGAAAUGGAAAUCAAAAUUUUUAAUGUCCGUAGGCUUCUUGAAUAGUAACCAUUUAUAACACUUCUAAGAUUAAACGAUCGAACAAAAAAAAAUGAGAAAGAGAGGAGAAAAAUAAGGAGGUCCAUAAUGUAGCGCGUGCGAUGGAGGAGUCGACAUUGAGAUUAUGUGGCUUGCCACGUAGCCGGUAACAAAAAGAAAAUAGUGUUAUUUCUCUUAAGAAAAUAUAACAUACCUUGAAGUUGCGUGUGAUUGUACUGAAAUUGAGCGUUGCGAAUGCUUUAUUGGCACAGCCAAAUUGUAAUGUUUUGUUUUCGAGCCCACCUUUCCAAUUAUGUUCGGCAUGCCUUGUGUACCCUCGUUGGUUUUUGUACGUUUUAAACUAUUCCCACCCUUCGUUUUAUGGAAAGACGGAAGAUUUUGACGAAAAUGGAAACAAGACAAAGAAAAACCUAAAGCUAUAGGCCAAUACAACACUCCAUGUAGAAUUUACAGCACGUGCUUAAAUUACACUAUAGAAGAAAAAAAAAACAUUUGAAAAUGAAUAUUGCAAAUCUCGAGUAUGGAUAAAAUAAUCACAACCAACAUUAAGCUGCAUGUUUCGCCAUAGCUAGAAAAUAAAACUACAGACCUUUCUAUCUUAA